Molecule: messenger RNA, 546 nt
Organism: Saccharomyces kudriavzevii IFO 1802
Lineage: Eukaryota; Fungi; Ascomycota; Saccharomycetes; Saccharomycetales; Saccharomycetaceae
Gene: ANK1
Product: ankyrin repeat-containing protein ANK1
Exons: 1
Coding region: 1-546 (181 amino acids)
Molecular function (GO): protein binding
Source: RefSeq, a predicted model, not a curated record
AUGGAUACUGAAGGAGCUUCUUUAAGUGAACAACUGCUCGAUGCAGCCAGAAGAAAUAAUUUGGAUUUAUUAGAGACUGUAUUUGAUGGCUUGGAUGGUGAUUCCGAGAAGAUUGCAAAGCUGAUCAACAAGUCCAAAGAACCACUGGGGAAUACAGCGUUGCAUCUGUGUUGUAAAUAUGGGUCAUGGGAAGUUCUUGACAGGAUCCUCGACCAAGACGGCGGAAUCGAGAUAGAUCCUCAAAACGACGUCGAUGGCGACACUCCACUACAUGUUACGGUCAGAUACAGCCAAGAAGAACCUGAGCACGGGACAUUCAUUGCUAGAAACCUAAUUGAAGUGGGUGCUGACCCUAGAGUGAGAAAUUACAACAAUCAGAAGCCCAUCGAUUUGGUUCAUGGUGAUGAACUGGAUGAGUUGAUUGAUCUCUUGCAGGGUGCCGAGUUAGCCAUUGAUAGUACUAACGGCCUAGCUGAUAAUAAUGAGGAUGAGGAAAUGAUAGAUGAUAGUCCAUCUGAUGAUGACGAAAAUGAUGAUAAAAGGUGA